GAAAUCUAAAUUUAAUAGGAGUCAAAAAAGAUGAUGAAGGAAUGUAUUAUUGUGAUGCUGAUAAUUCUGUUGGCAGUAUGAUAACAGCUAGUGCAGCAAUUGAAGUUCAAGAAACACCACAAAUAGUGAAAAUUUCCAAAAGUGUGUUUGUUGAAGCUGGAAACAAUGUUACUUUGAAUUGUGCUACCCGUGGUCAUCCUAAGCCAUCCUUGACAUGGAUUCAUAAUGGCCAGACACUCCAUACUCACCCAAAAAUUAAAAUCAAAGGUUCUCAUUUAACAUUAGAAAAUGUUACUCGCAAGGAAUCUGGCAUUUAUCAGUGUUUUGCAAACAACGAAUUAGGAACUGUUUAUGGUACAACUAAUGUGUCUGUGUUUUCAAAGAACAGGACGAAUAUGGAUCAUGAUUCUUCAGAUCUAGAUUAUGAUUCGGAUGAAGACUUUAGAAAACCUCCAAAUGAUCGCAAGAAGGAUGCAAUUAAACUUAUUCCGCCAUCUAGGCCAGACAUUUCUCGUUUAUCAAAUACAUCUGUAAUGGUUCGUUGGAGUGUGCCUCGCAAUGAUGGCCUUCCAGUUGUUUUCUUCAAAAUACAAUACAAAGAAGUGGGUAUUACUAAUGCAGAGUGGAUGACAGUUGAUGAAGAUAUUGCUGCUCAUAUUCAUUCUUAUGCUGUAACUGGUUUAUUAUCAGGUGUAAAAUAUCGCUUUAGAGUUGCGGCUGUAUAUUCCAACAAUGAUAAUAAAUCUGGUCCAAUAUCUUCCCCAUUCAUGCUUUCGAAAGAGCCACUAAUGGAAAAGCCAUCUAGUGGACCUACUAUAGUUUUUGCUGAACCAGAAAGUCCUUCUGCUAUUACUCUAAAAUGGAAAUAUGAAGAUGUUGAUUCAGUGUCCAUUGAGGGAUUUUUCAUACAUUACCGAGCUAGCCACACUGCUGGGAAAUACUUGAAAGUAACUGUACUUGGGGCAAACACAAGAUCUCAUACAAUUUCUCAUCUUUUACCUGAUACUGGUUAUGACGUUAAAAUGCAGUGCUUCAAUAUUGCUGGGACUUCUGAGUUUUCCAACAUCAUCACUGCUAAGACAAAAGUUGCUGAAAUAGUGCCUGGAAUCAGAAAUCGGAAUGGAAAAAUACAUCAUGAAGAUGACAUGGCAAUUUCAUUAACAGAUCAUGAACCAUCUAAAAGUUCAGAUGACAGUUUUAUCCUCUAUAUUGUUUUGGGUAUCAUUGCUGGUGCAUUGUUCAUAACUUCUAUAGUUUAUGCAUUCUUAUUUUUUCGUCAAAAAAGGAGUAGAACAAACUGUGAUAAUAGAAACGAUGAGGAAGAUGAUCCUCUAAAAUUAGGAAAUGGACACAUUUCUGGAAAUGGUUACAUUGCUGUUGGCAAUAAGAUAAACAUCAGUGUUAAUCCCCUGUCUCAAAUAAAUCUUGAUAAUGGAGAAAAAAUCGAAGAUCUGGAAGAUAUAGUUUCAAAUAACAAUGAAAUUAUACGACUACAAACCUUCAGUGUCAAUGUUGAACCAGAAUCAGAACCUUUGACAAAUGGUGCUGGUGUGAAUGAGAGUAACUUUAAUGGUGAAGAAAAAUCUGCUGUGAUACUUUCUGGUAAUUUUGGAUCCAGUACAAGCCUGCCAGAGAAUACUGAAUGAAGCUGUGAUUAUAUUUUUAUUGUUACCACGAACUUUUUAACUAUAUACAUAUUUUAUACUGACAUUCAUUUAUUAUUUUCAUGUGCCUACUGGUAUUUUAUUGAAUUUUCGAUACUAAUGUGGUCUAAAAGAAAUGAAUGAAAAUGCUAAUACAUAUAAUAGAAUUAGAAACUCAUUGUUGUGUAUGUAAAUAACAAAAAACACAUUUUUGUACAUAUCCCAUAUAAAAAAUGUAUUCAUAAAUCAUAUUCAUCCAUAGAGGUAAACUUGUAAAAUGUAUUUACUUUUUAAUCUUAAUGGAUCUUCUCAAACGUUACGCAUCUCAAAUCAAACGUUGAAAAUGAAAAUUUAAUACAAGUGUUUAAUUUUUUAUUUAAUAGAACAUUAAAUAUCACAAUCAACUAAAUUAUUUUGUGCUUUUAAAAUCGACAAGCAAAGAUUUUAACCACUUUCACUUUUUUUGCCUAAAAAAUGCUCAAUGUUGUUUCACAAAUUUUUCUCACAAAAAUACAUUUCAAUUCUUUGUUUCUUUGUACAUAACUUAUUCAUUCAUAUAAAUAAUUUUAUCAGAAAUAUUUUUAGAAAUGUAUUGUUAAAUAUUUUCGAGAUAUAUUUUGGCUUUGCCUAUCUUAAAAGGUAUUGCAAUAAUUUUCCUCGAUUACACAUAAGUACUGACGGAAAUUUGAAAUAUUUUGUGCUGAUACAUGUACAUAUGAUUUGUAAGAAGACUUUUUAAUAAUGUGUUGAAAUUUAUGUUCAACUUGCUAAAUUUAUUGGCUAAAAGUAAUUAUUUUGUUGUUACUGCAAUCUGGUAAUUUUUUUUUAUACAGAGUAAUUCUAUUCUUUAUAGAUUUUAUCUGAACAUUUAAAACCCAUAAAAAAAAACAUUUUCAAAUCUAUUUUUGAAAUUAAAAUUUAGAAUCAAAAGUAAUGUAGGUAUGUAAAAUAAAUUUGUAUAUAUUUUGCUGAUACAGUAUUUUGUCUAUACAUUUGUAUAUUUUGUUUUUUUCAAGCAUUCAAGCUCCUCAAAUAACCAAAAUUUGGUGGAAUGGAAUUUCCCUUCAUAAAUAAAUUGUAACUUGUCCCCAGUUGAACUGCUGCCUUUUCACAUAGCUUUCUCUCUAAACAAGCAGAUUUUUCAAACCAAAUAAAUAAAUGAAAAUAGUAAUAACAUUUUAAUUAUUACUUAAACACACACACACACACAUAUAUAUAUAUAUAUAUAUAUAUAUAUAUAUAUAUAUAUAUGUCCUCUUAACCCAAUCUUUAUUCCAGUUGAUGUAAUUUCUUGCUUUUUGGCUUUUUGGUAAAUGUUUUUAAAAUAACUAUGGAAGACUUAGCUUUUAGUGGCUAAAGUUUUUGAUACUUUUAUAGACAACUUACUGUUACUGUCUUGCUCAGUGCUUCACAAAAGUUAUAAGAUGAAAUUUGUGUGUCAUCUCCCUUCAUUAUCAAUUUAGAAAGAAUAAGGACAGUUAUUUCAUUGUGCUUGAUAUGACUUAUUUAUGACUAAGAAUCUUUGGAAUUCCCCAGGCCUAGUGCAGACAGUAUUUUACUUUCUGGGCAGAGGGGAUUGGUCCAUAAUAGUCCUUUCACGUGCAUAAAUUAUGAUACUUGGAUUAGCAAUAGAUUUUAAAACCAAGACCACCCUCCAUCCCACCCCUCGUUUUGCACUUGCAUCCAAAAAUGCUAAAACAUGUAUUUGUAACUUAAAUUUUAUUCUAGUACCUUCUUUCAAUAGUAGCAAGGCAUCAUGUUCACAAAAACUUUUGCUAACUAGAUACCGUAUGUGAUCUUCAAUUCAUGGACUUUAUACACGACAAUUUUUCUUACUGGAAUAAAUAUGACGAAUGAAAAAUUCAAACCUUUUUAAAUGACUUCACCAAUAUUUGGUAAUUUUAUACAAUAAUUUAACAAAAAUUGCAAGUUAUUUGCAUUGUUAUGGAGUUCUUUUGAAUUUUCCAAAUCAGCCCUGAACUUUUUUCUUGCAGUUAAAUAUUUGCUUGAUAUACAUUUAUACUGGUAGUUGUUCCUUACCGUGUCAUAUUAGUUAUGCUGUUGCAUUUUCAAUGUGAUUUUUAUACUUUUGUAGUACCAGAAUAUUUUCAAUGCAAAUUUGUUGUUUUUACAUUCAAGUGUGCUUAUUUUUGUAAAUAAAUGCUGG
Messenger RNA from Uloborus diversus, 3810 nucleotides. Its product is annotated as interference hedgehog-like. Lineage: Eukaryota; Metazoa; Arthropoda; Arachnida; Araneae; Uloboridae. The record is from RefSeq and is a predicted model, not a curated record. The coding region runs from base 42 to 1646 and encodes 534 amino acids. Gene Ontology annotation, molecular function: protein binding. Gene Ontology annotation, cellular component: plasma membrane; axon. Gene Ontology annotation, biological process: nervous system development; cell-cell adhesion; axon guidance. The transcript has 12 exons.